Messenger RNA from Monoraphidium neglectum, 648 nucleotides. RefSeq names its product dTMP kinase. Gene Ontology annotation, biological process: dTDP biosynthetic process; dUDP biosynthetic process; dTTP biosynthetic process. Gene Ontology annotation, cellular component: cytosol; cytoplasm; mitochondrion. The record is from RefSeq and is a predicted model, not a curated record. NCBI's taxonomy places the organism in Eukaryota, Viridiplantae, Chlorophyta, Chlorophyceae, Sphaeropleales, Selenastraceae. The transcript has 7 exons. Bases 1 to 648 code for a protein of 215 amino acids. Gene Ontology annotation, molecular function: dTMP kinase activity; ATP binding.
AUGGCAGCAACAGCAGGCGCGCCGCGUGGCGCGUUCAUCCUAUUUGAGGGCGUAGACCGCAGCGGCAAAUCCACUCAGGCAGCCAAGCUGGUGGAGGCGCUCAACGCACAGGGGACGCGCGCCGAGCUGUGGCGCUUCCCUGACCGCAAGGGCACUGUGACGGGCAAGGCCAUAGACGAGUACCUCUCAGCCACAGCAGCAGCGGUCAGCAGCAGCGGCACGGGCGGCACGGAGGGCGGCAAGAGCGGAGCAGGCCUGAGCGACCAGGCCAUUCACAUGAUGUUCAGCGCCAACAGAUGGGAGAAGAGCCGCGCCCUGCUGGAGGCGCUGCAGCAGGGCGUCACCCUGGUGGUGGACAGAUACGCAUACAGCGGCGUGGCCUACACGGCUGCCAAGCGGGUGCCUGGCUGCGGUGUCGCAUGGUGCAAGGCCCCCGACACCGGCCUGCCCGCGCCGGACGUGACCCUGUGGAUGGCUUUGCCCCCCGGGGCGGCUGCGGCGCGCGGCGGCUUUGGCGGGGAGCGGUACGAGGAGGCCGGCUUCCAGGAGCAGGUGCGGGGUGUCUUUGCCGAGGUGCGCGACUCAUCAUUUGUCGACGUGGACGCGUCGGGCAGUGUGGAGGAGGUGCACCAGCGGGCGUCUUGCUGA